This is a messenger RNA of Schistosoma margrebowiei, 1884 nucleotides long. NCBI's taxonomy places the organism in Eukaryota, Metazoa, Platyhelminthes, Trematoda, Strigeidida, Schistosomatidae. The record is from the annotation of a GenBank genome assembly.
AUGGCAGAUAGUGCUUCUGAAUUAGAACUCGAAUCUGAUGCGAGUUCCGUUGAUGGUACCAAAGACUCAUUGGUUACAAAUGAACAGAUUUUACGACGUAUCGAAUCUUUACAGCAAGAAAAUCGAGUUUUAAAAACUGAGGUAGAAACUUUGAAACUCAAGAUCAAAGGUCUGAACGACUUAAAUCAGCAACUGAGGCGUAAUAGUGUUAGUAUACAAGCGAAAGCAGAACAGGAAGAAGAAUAUAUUAGCAAUACCUUGUUGAAAAAGAUCACUGAGUUAAAAAAAGAGAAAGAAUCACUCGCAUUAAACUAUGAACAGGAAGAAGAAUGUCUUACCAAUGAGCUUAAUCGUAAAUUCACACAACUCAGACAAGAAAAAGUUGCGCUGGAGCGUACUUUAGCGCGCGAACAAGAAAAUCAGGUUAGCAAAUUAAUGAGAAGAAUUGAAAAACUAGAAUCGGAUAUGAAUCACAAACAGGAUUGUUUGGAUCGCUUACGCAGAGAGAAAAUUGAAUUAGAGAAUGCACUUGAGCAGGAACAGGAAGCUUUAGUGAACAGAUUAUGGAAAAAGAUGGAAAAGCUUGAAUCUGAAAAGAAAAUAUUACGAGAGAAACUGGAAUCCGUUGGAGCUCCACUGCCCAGCCUUUCAAGCGCCCAAAACCUUGCCAGUAUUUCAGAUGGUAUACCUAAUAACAGUUCAACAGUUCCCCGUCCUAUCAGUAGUGGACCCGGUAGUCUUCGUAGCUCUUUCAGACAACACAGUCACCUACCACAUACUUCAUCUGGUUCAAUUGGUACCUCUUUUUCUGCUGUUACGUGUCCUGUUUCUCCUGGUAGAAUAUCUAUUUCAUCCGGUAGUGAGGAAAAAGCUCCCCAAUCAAGUCAGUGUUCUUCUAUCCCCAACGAUUUAACCCCGAAAUCGAAUGUAUCUGAAUGUAAUGGCGCACCAUUUACACUACCACCUCAAAGUCCUAUGGAUAUUGAUGCGUUGGAUCCUAAUGCAAGUGGUGCAGCUAGUCCAUGUGGAAGUGCUGGUCUGCAGUCACUCCCAACUACUUCAAGUCACUCACACUCUUUAAGAAGUUCUUCAACACCUUGCACUGUGCAUAAAGUGGUCAUUUCUCAAGAGUCAUCUACACCUAAUCAGUCAUCAGAUGUCGUUCUUAGUACUUCUGCUCACGUGAUUUCGACAUCAUACGUUAAUAGAUUGCGUGAUGAAGUUUGUCGUCUACGCCAAUUACUUCAACGCUAUGAAGCGGAGUCUGCUUGUAAGAUGCCUCAGUAUGAAUCAGAGGAAAAAUCAGUCGCUGAAGAAAACCGUCGUUUGCGAAAAUUGCUUCAAAUUGAAAAAGAAAGACGUGAGGCAUUGUCUAGACAUUUGAGUGAAAGCGAAUCAAGUUUGGAAAUGGAAGAUGAAAGACAGUUUAAUGAAGCUAGUCGUUCCACUCGCCUAAGGACGAUUUCUGAUUGUACAUCUCCAUUUCAAACCCCUGUUCCUGCUCCUUGGACAUCUGGAGGUGGUACAUCUUCGUCAUUGUAUGGUCCUGGCCAUGCAUUUGCUGUUGCUGUAGCUGCUGGUGUGAGUGGUCAUUCAGGUACACGAGUUUGUCGGGAAUGUGGUCAACCAUUAAUUAGUCCUUUUUCAACUGAUUCUACAUCUGUAACAAGUGGUCGGUUAGUCUCAACUUCAUCGCAUAAUCCUAACCAUGUGGUGAGCUUACGUAAUUGUUCUGGUCGUUGUUGCUCUCCAAUCAGUAAUGUAAACACUUCAGAGGCACAUCCAGUUCAUACUUCAAACUCUCCUUCUACACCAACAACAUCAUCUUUAAAUAGUGAUCAUUUUGUAAAGCCAACUUACCCAGCUGCUAAUAAUACCUGUUAA